AUCCAGCCUUUUAUUACGACAAGUUACAGAAGGCAACGCGAAUGUGCGCUUUUGGUUAUUUAUUGUUUUUCGCAUUAGUGCUGACAACACUUUUGGUGCUUUCGAUCAUAGUUGCGACCUCAUCGAAGAGAUCUAUGAUGGAUAAUUUUAUACUAGUUUUCAAUUACACACAGAACGCUAAGGAGCAGCAACAAGACGACGAAUUAGACUCCAUUGUGCGCGAGUAA
Drosophila innubila is the source of this 227-nucleotide messenger RNA. RefSeq lists its product as uncharacterized. The transcript is spliced from 2 exons. The record is from RefSeq and is a predicted model, not a curated record. NCBI's taxonomy places the organism in Eukaryota, Metazoa, Arthropoda, Insecta, Diptera, Drosophilidae. Bases 42 to 227 code for a protein of 61 amino acids.